Molecule: messenger RNA, 1821 nt
Organism: Hordeum vulgare subsp. vulgare (domesticated barley)
Lineage: Eukaryota; Viridiplantae; Streptophyta; Magnoliopsida; Poales; Poaceae
Exons: 5
Coding region: 12-1652 (546 amino acids)
Molecular function (GO): protein binding
Source: RefSeq, a predicted model, not a curated record
CACGAAAAGAAAUGAAAUCGUCCCAACACCCGUCAGAUUGCUGGGAGUUCCGAUGGGCACCAAAAAGGAAAGCGGGCCGAGCUCCGCCGAUCUUGCAGUGGCAGCAAUGGCCGCUCCCCCCCCCUCUAGAUCCGCAGCUGCAGCCCAUGACGGACGGGUCGGCGGCGAGCAGGCUGGAGCACCACCACCACGGCGCCGGCGACGGUCCUCCCUUCCGGAUCGAGGACCUUCCCGCGGAGAUUCUACAUGUUAUAGUGUCACUGCUCCCACUAAAAGAGGCUGUGAGGACCAGCAUUAUUUCAACAAGUUGGAAAAUGCUCUGGACAUUCCACCGUAAUCUGUGUUUUUGUGGUCCCAAUGAACUGGAUGAUGACCCCUCAGUGCCCCCUUUGGAGUCUGAUGAGGAGGCCGCCGUUGAUGAAUAUGUCAAAACAUCACAAGCUAAGCUGAAACUAAAACGAGAUAAGUUCAUUGAGGCUGUGAAUUGUGUUAUUCAACGGCAUAGUGGGGUAGGAGUUAGUAAGUUUAGCAUCAGGUGUGGCCUGCACAAGGAGGACUUUGGUCAUCUUGUUAGAUGGAUUAGUUUUGCCGCUUUGUCGAGGGCGAAGAUUGUAGAUUUUGACCUGAAGAAAAUUGAUUCGCCGUCUAAAGAAGUUAAUCAGUUCCCUCUUGAGGCUUUAGUUGUUCAAGGCAGCUCCUCACGUGUGCAGUCCUUGUAUCUCGCUGAUGCUUCUAUAAAGCCACACUCACGCAUAUGUGGCUUCACAGUACUCAGAAGGCUAGUUCUGGAAUUUGUUGAGAUAUUCGGAGACUUUCCAGGAUUUUUAGCAAACUGUUCAGCACUCGAGGACCUAGAGAUGAUCGAGUGCUCCGGUGUAACCAAUUUAAGCAUACCGCAGCAACUUCAUAAACUUCAACAUUUGCUAAUUGACAGAAUGGAUGUCAAGACGGUUGAGUCUCAUGCUCCUGAUCUUGCUCAUUUAGAGUACAAAGGAAAAGAGAUCCCUAUGGUACUUCAUGGUUGCUCAAAGUUAGAGAAGGCUACAAUUAAGUUUGAAGGCAGCAAUGGAUUGGCUCGUGUAUUCACUGCAGUUCCAAUCAUUUUGCGAGUGAAGGUGCUAAAUGUGCAGGCUCAAAUAUCUGCUUAUGAACAGUUGCAGAAGGUGGCACCAGGAACACGUGGCAUGUUUAUGCAUUUGAGACACAUGACUUGUGGACUAACUGUCGUCUCUAGUGUACCAAAUUCCGAUAUUGGAGUUCUUCAGCUGGCCCGCUGUCUGAAUCUCGCACCCCAACUGGAGACGUUGCACCUGGAUAUGAUGUAUUGGCACCGUAAAGUUUCGGUUCCUGAUGAUUUGGUGGAGGAGGAAGAGCCCCACAUGCGUCGCCACGAUCAUCUCAGGACCGUCUACAUCAGCGGGUUCCGGUGCUACACGGCUCAGACCGCGCUGGCAUGUUGUAUCCUGGGAAAUGCUUGUGUUCUUAAGCACAUGACGUUACAGCCCUGGAUCGCGAUCAGGAUAUGCCCUUAUGCUGACCUGAUGAAUAUUGGCGUUGAGAGAAGAUUUCUACUAAGGGUUCGCAAGUGGGCACUACUCACCUCGGAGCGCUUCGGUAAGGUGAUCACCGUCUUAGACGGCUCUUCAGAGUGAGUAAGCCUAUAUCAUUUCCCCAUCUGUCUACUAUCAAAUGAUCUUGUCGUGCGCUUGUUUUCUAUGUGUUAUUCAGGCUAUAGCUGGUGUAUUGUGUUAUCUGUUUGGAUGGAUACUGUUCUACUGUUGAACUGGCUAGUCCCAGUAUGCACUAAAUCAUCUUGAGCCA